GUGACGCGCGCGGAAGCGGUCUGUGGUCCCUCGGAAGCUGCCGGGGCGACGGAGCGGCUACGGCCUCCGCCGGGCGCCCCGACGGGAGGGGCCCGGGAUCUCUCGGACCCCGCUAAACGUCUGCUGGGCCGCCGCUGCGGGCGGCCGCAUGAGUCAGGGCACCAUGCCCCAGCCCGGAGCGUGGCCGGGCGCCGGCGGCGCCGAGACGCCGGCGCGGGAGGCGGGGGCCGCGGCGCGGGAGGGCAGGAAGGCGGCGGCCGGCGGGCUGCCGCGGCCCGGGACGCAGUGCCCCGCCGAGCAUGAGGAGGACAUGUACCGUGCUGCAGAUGAAAUAGAAAAGGAGAAAGAAUUGCUUAUACAGGAAAGAGGGGCAUCAGAACCCAGGUUAAGUGUGGCUCCUGAAAUGGAUAUUAUGGACUACUGCAAAAAAGAAUGGAGGGGAAAUACGCAAAAAGCAACAUGCAUGAAAAAGGGCUAUGAGGAGGUUUCUCAGAGAUUCACCUCCAUAAGGCGAGUCCGUGGUGAUAAUUACUGUGCACUAAGGGCCACACUGUUCCAGGCCAUGAGCCAGGCAACGGAGCUGCCCCACUGGCUGCAGGACCCAGAGCUCACGCUGUUACCAGAAAAACUCAUAAGCAAAUACAGCUGGAUCAAGCAAUGGAAACUUGGACUGAAAUUUGUUGGGAACAGUGAGGACCUGGUUGAUAUAAUUACGAAGUCCCUCAUUCUGCUAAGGAAGAAGUGGGCAGGCUUGGCUGAAAUGAGAACUGCCGAAGCAAGGCAGAUAGCUUGUGAUGAACUGUUCACAAAUGAAGAAGAGGAAUAUAGCCUCUAUGAAGCUGUAAAAUUUCUAAUGCUAAACAGAGCCAUUGAACUGUAUGAUGAUAAAGAGAAAGGAAAGGAAGUACCAUUUUUCUCAGUGCUCCUGUUUGCUCGGGACACAUCGAAUGACCCUGGACAGCUGUUGAGGAACCACCUAAACCAGGUGGGACAUACUGGUGGCCUUGAACAGGUUGAAAUGUUCCUCCUUGCCUACGCGGUGCGCCACACCAUCCAGGUGUACCGGCUCUCCAAGUACAACACCGAAGAGUUCAUUACAAUCUACCCCACCGACCCACCCAGGGACUGGCCAGUGGUCACCCUCAUCGCCGAGGAUGAUCGGCACUAUAACAUCCCCGUCAGAGUGUGUGAGGAGACGAGUCUGUGAGAGACACGCACCUGGACAGCCUCGCGACAUGACCAAGGUGCUCCCCUUUGAAAGCCAGAAAAUACUUUCAGAAGCACAAACUAUCGGGAAUCUUACUUGUGGGUAUGCGUAAAAAUAAAUGCCUUUAUGUAAGAUCUAUGACUACUUAAAAAAAAAAACAAAACGAAAGGCCUCAGUGUAUGUGGAGUGAAUCUGAAAUGUAUGAAGCACGUAGAAUUCCCAAAUAGUUUAGCAAAGGUAGGCACAAUAUCAAGUAAUUUAAAAAUGGCCCAAGGAACUAUAAGAAGUGAACUGAAGAAGGAACUGAUUUAGAAUAAAUUUUAAAAUGUCAUUUAAAAACAAAACAGAUGCCAGACAGAUCUUCUGUGCUUAAGUUAUAAAAGGAUAAAAAUCUGAAUAAAUAGAAGGACUUAUGUACAUGUAUUCUGCAAAUUGCUAUUUGUAAAAUCUAAGUCCCCUAUUUAACAGAAGUAUACUAUUUAAUGCUCAACUAUUUGGGAAGACCUCGUUUGUGACGUCUUCUAAGGGGGUGGAGAAACCAGGGUAGCCAAUGCUGAGUUAAGCAGUGGUGUAGUGAAUGUGUGAGUAAAGACACAGGCAACUGAUUGUUAAUGUUCUUGUAAUUUGUUUUAUACCUUAGAGCCAUGAAAAGCACAAAACUAAACGGGUUUGGCUGCCUGCUACCCUUGGCUUUUCUGGAAUUCAGCAGCAGUAGGGGUGAGGUGGGCUUGGCCAUGACCAGGAAGGGAGUGUGUGUGUGUGUGUGUGUGCACGCGUGCGUGCCCACAUGUGUGCAAGCGUGCCACAUGCAUGUGUGUUGGUCUGCAGUCACAGCAUGGCUUUCUUUAUGUGCACAUGGCCCCGAAACUUGGGAUCCAGCAAUAUUCUGGGAUGGUGGCGGCAAGCUGUCCCAUGUGAGUACAUUUUUUUCACAGUAAACUGAAAUUUAUUACUGGGAAUGGUGGAGCGGGCUAGUAUGUAUAAUUAAAAUACAUAGGGUGGCCAUUAAGUCUAGAGACAUUAAUUAUAUUGAAAUGUCAUACCAAUCAAUUUAUGAUGUAUGUCUGUUUCUAGACUUUAUGGCUGCCUAUUUAUUUAAGCAUUUUGAAUGCUCAUUAAUAGCAUUCAAUAGCAUUAAUGGAAGUGGACACUGAUUGGUGUUUUACCUCAGUUAAUCUCGUUGAUUUCUUAAUUAGAAGUUUGGGUCAGAAAUGAAGUUGCCAAAACAUGGGUCAAUACAAGGAAGGGACAGUGGGGCUCAGAAUAUCCACAGUCUUGGCAGUAGUUUUCCCAGUAACCACAAGUGGUUGAGCUUAAUUCUGAACUUCAAGAUAAUUUUUGUACUUAAUUUUAGGAGCUUUCAUUUAUACAUUGAAAAAUGCCUUUAUCUGUAUUCACAUAAAUGGUGCUAAAAAUGUGAUACCCCUACUAGGAACCUCAGCAGUCCAUAGUAAUGUUGGUUACUUCUGAAUAUGGGAACAAAGCCAAAAUGAAUGUACUUAAUAAGCCUCCUUCUCAUUUCCAUUGUUUUUAUACAAGUUUUUUGGUAUUGUUACCUGCAUUUCAGCAACUUUAACUUUUUCUAUUAUGAAUUUGGAGAGGAUAACAGCCCAAUUUGAGAACUUCUGUCAGUUGUGAUAGUGUUUUUCUUCCCUGGGGGGGUAGCACGCUGUGUGAAUCUAGCUGGCUCAUCUUGGCUUGUUUAGCAGUGUCUCCUCUGUUUACACUGUAAGAUGUACAGCAUGUGUCAAAAAUUUUGCUCGCUCUGAAAAACAUGCCCCUGGGUCUCUGGGCAGUUUGGGGCCUUGCUUCCCACCUGCAGACGCGGCCAGACGACUGGCUCAUGGGGCGGGCGUUUCCUCUGUCACUUGCUGAGUCUCUUGUCUUCACUGUCAGAGGCUGAACUAACUCUGGGACUAUGCUGUUGAUCCCCUUUUGCAAAUCCAGCCACUGAGGAUUGUAAAAAUAAAUAACUAAAAAUAAACCUAGAAGAUAAAACCCA
Molecule: messenger RNA, 3209 nt
Organism: Lemur catta (Ring-tailed lemur)
Lineage: Eukaryota; Metazoa; Chordata; Mammalia; Primates; Lemuridae
Gene: OTULIN
Product: OTU deubiquitinase with linear linkage specificity
Exons: 8
Coding region: 149-1207 (352 amino acids)
Biological process (GO): protein linear deubiquitination
Molecular function (GO): cysteine-type deubiquitinase activity
Source: RefSeq, a predicted model, not a curated record